GAACGACAAUUGUUACUGUGCGGUCAAAGGUUUCAGUCCAUAGUUCAGAAAACUAUGUGCUUGUAAAAUAAUGUAAAACAAAAAAGUGGUAGGAUAUCAAAGUUAAGAAUUUAGUUCUAUAGUGACUCUAUUUAUACGAAAUACAGAUACGUAUAAAUAUAAGUAACCUUUCUUUAGCAAUACGAUUUGCAAUGAGUGUAUACCCAGGACAAUGAAUCUACAAUUAAUUAUACUAUCAGCUUUAGUAUUGUGGACUUCAAAACAUUCAGGAGGAUCAAAAGUAGUUGCUGGAGAUGCCCUUUCAUGUCAAGGAUUUAUAACUGAUAGCGAAACGCGGGAUCUCAUCAACACAGCACGUGCGAGGACAGAAUCAUGUCCUUGUAUAGAACAGAUCAUUGCAAUUGACGACACAUUUGAAAAGAAGAAUAAUUGUUACAAACAGUGGUUCUUUUCUGAUGAUGCUAAACAAGUUUGUUGCUACAGCGAAAAUGGCCAACUACUUGUAGAUGGUCCAGGGGCAGGAUAUUUUCUCCUCAAGACAAGAGAGGAUUACAUUGAACAAGCCCAUGACACUUGUUGUGCGAACGGAUCAGAUGCAUUAAGGGAAUCUUGUGAGUCAUUCUACCAAAUGAAUUCACCUGAUAAUUGUAGCUCUUACGUUCCGCCAGUUGUUUCAAUUUCAUCAGGAGAUCCCGUCAUACAAACAAUAGAUGGAGGAAAAUAUGAUUUUAAUGGCCAUGGUGAAUAUGUAUUUCUGACAGAUGGGAAAAAUUUUGAAAUUCAAGCUAGAACAGAAUAUGUUGUGAUGGGAAACGUUGAUUCGACAUAUUUUUCUGCCUUUGCCUUACUAGAUAAAACGUCAGACGAGCAAAUAGAGCUCCAUUAUGAUCGGGAAGCAGAUGAUAUCAGAUAUUUUCGGAAUGGUAUAUAUAACAGCAAAUGUAAAGCGUCAUCACUGUUAGGACAUGGAAGACCUUAUCCUUGCGAACUUCCUCUAAGACCUAAUUGUUUUGUGUUAGCUGGUGGUGGUAAAAUAAUUAUACAAAACUGUGGCUUCAAAUCUUAUAUCAAACAGCUUGUAUUUGGGACUGACAAUUUCCUGAGUGUACAAAUUAUCAAAGACUCUAGGGCAAAUAUAACAAACAUCACUGGUCUAGCAGGACAUCGGGAGGACGGUUUCUACAUUAUGAGAAACAACACAAAUGUUUCUGAAAAUGCUUCUGCAUUAUCAUUCUUUCAAUUUGGCGAAUCAUGGUCAUUACAGAAUGAGUCGGAGAGUGUUUUCAUGUAUAAUGAGACUGGUGAAAAUUUUACAAUUUACAACACAUAUCAUACACGUCCAGAGUUCCUUGAAGACAAACUUGGCAACCUGACAGCAUUGUUCGAAAGCUUUCCACCAGAUAAUAUUACACUUUUCAACAAAACUUGUAGAAAUUAUUGGAAUAAGGAACACAAUAAACAGUGCCUUCUUACUAUUGCAAGGACAGGGGAUUAUAGCCUUGGAUUAGAUGUAAUGCUUAAGGCAAAUGCAACACAUUACAAAUGGGAAAUUCUCCAUAAUAAAGCUCCAAUUGUAUCACCAAACUUUCCAGACAUAAUCACUGUCAAUAUUCACUCAACAUGGACCAUUAAUCUUACUGAUUAUGUUACCGAUGAUAAUACACCCCCUGAAAAUCUCGUGUUCGAAAGUACCACAAAUUUAUCAAGGAAUGAAUAUACAAUAAACAAUGGAAUUUUUACAUGGAACGUUGGCACUGGUUUACGAGACUUAUACACAGGCAUAAAAUUCACCGUAUACGACACAUUAAAUGCUAGUUGUGUUUUCAGUUUUUCAAUCAACUACUGUGGAUGUAGUGAAGUUUCGUUUUGUUCAUUUAAUGGUACUACUGACUAUCCUUCAGAUACUGUGGUUAAAGCAUCAUGUAUUUGUCCAGCCUACACUAGCGGAUUGUAUUGCGAAGAUAUCAUAGAUCUUUGUCCUAACUUUAACUGCUACAAUGAUAUUUGUAAUGUGAUUGUUUACAAAUCAAAUCCUUCGUGGCCAUGCGGUCCUUGUCCGAAGGGAAGGGAACAUUGGAUGCCUGGAUAUAAUCAGAUAUGCACAGAUAUUGACGAAUGCAGUGUUGAUUAUGCUGGAGCUGACAAGUGUGAGCAGAAUUGUACAAAUAAUGACGGAUCGUUUAAAUGUAGCUGUUUCAAUGGAUAUGAAUUAAAUCGAAAUGGCUAUUCAUGUGAUGAUAUUGAUGAAUGCAGUAGGGGAAUUCGAGUGUGUGGAAGUACAGAAAUCUGUGUGAAUACUUUGGGAAAUUCGUCAUGCUUAUGCGCUCCGGGAUUCCAAAGACUUAGUGAUAAAACUGGCACCUGUGUAAAAAUUGGAUCUGUUGAGGACGCUGUUCAAGUUAAAUGUUCCGAUUCACAAUGGGAUGUUGAAGUCGACAUGAACAUACUGCAAGCGCAGUAUCCAGCCAUUAAACCCGUUGACAUUUUCCUGGGAAAAGCUAAAUGUCUUGGAAAGCUGGAAGGGUCUCUUCUGAAGUUCCGGUAUGACCUAAAUAGCUGUAAAACUGCAGAUAUGACUUCAAGUAUAACGCAUAUUUACAGCAACAAAUUACUUUACGUGAUGUUUGAUCCUGUGAUACCAUUCCUCAUUAGACGUCAUAUUUGGACGUUCAUUGUGGAAUGUGACGUAAUUAGAGGUGGAACAGGGACGUCACAUUUACAUCACGGCAUCGAGACGCACCAUUCAACUUAUGUGAAGCAUUACAAUGUCACCGUGCAGCUCUAUAGUGACAGGGGUUUUCAUAAUCCCAUUAUUCCAGAGGCCAGUAACAUACAUGUUGGGGAUGACGUGUAUGUGAAGGUUUCUACAAAUAUUCCCGAUUGGAAUACAAAGAUGCGACUUCAUACGUGCUUCACAAAACCAAACGCCAAUGCAAAAAACGAUAAAGAUAUCAUAUUAAUAAGCAAUGGUUGCGAGGUCGACAGUAGUACACACAUUAUUUCUCAGUCAACGCAUGAAACAAGUUUUGUCUUCACGGACUUUGAGUAUCUAACAAAUGACGAAGGCUUAGACAUAAUCUGUAACGCAACAUUCUGUGACGCAAGGGAUUACUCACCCGAAUGUUCUCAGUCAUGCUCUCGUGGUCCUGCCAUUAUCGGAUGAACAGUUUAAUCAUAAUGCAUAUUAUGUUGUUGAUUUUGUUGUUGUACUAUAAUUUCGUUUAAAGUGACUCCACUGAGGGGUUUUGGCUUAACAGUACUUGAAAUAUUUUUUCUAGAUAAAUAUUCAGUUUGAUGUAGUUCUAUAACAAUAACCUGUCUAAAAUAACAUCUCAUUCGGUCAUUCCAUUUUUCCAGAAUAAUAAUGUUAGUUGUAAAAUAUAUCCAAUAUAUGAUACGAGUCGCAACGCUUUUCACUCAAAUCGGUCUAAGAAUGGCAAAA
Messenger RNA from Ruditapes philippinarum (Manila clam), 3442 nucleotides. Its product is annotated as mucin-like protein. The transcript is spliced from 16 exons. Lineage: Eukaryota; Metazoa; Mollusca; Bivalvia; Venerida; Veneridae. The record is from RefSeq and is a predicted model, not a curated record. The coding region runs from base 212 to 3163 and encodes 983 amino acids. Gene Ontology annotation, molecular function: calcium ion binding.